AUGCCCGAGCGAAACACAGGAGGAGAAGGAGCUGCUGGAGCUCGAAGGAGGAGAUCUAGCAGUAUCCUCCAGGUCUACCACGAGCCUCCGGAGACCCUCGAGCAAAUCAGUGAUCAGGCUUCUCUGCCUAAUCUCAACGCCAACUGGACAAAUGCCAAAGGUGCCUGGACCAUCCAUCUUGUCCUGAUUCUCUCUGCCAAAAUUAUCUUCGACGCGAUCCCUGGUGUCUCACAGGAGACUUCAUGGACCCUUACCAACAUGUCCUACAUGUUCGGUUCCUACAUCAUGUUCCACCAUGUCCGCGGUGUUCCUUUCGAUUUCAACAGUGGCGCUUUCGACAACCUCAACAUGUGGGAGCAAAUUGAUAACGGGGCGCAAUACACACCAACCAAGAAGUUCCUUCUUAGUGUCCCAAUCGCCCUUUUCCUUGUCAGCACCCACUACACACAUUACGACUUGACAUACUUUACUAUUAACUUGCUGGCUGUCUUGGGAGUCGUUAUCCCUAAGCUACCUUUUGUGUGUUACCACUCCCCCAUGUUUCUAUUGGGUCCCGCUUUGAAUCCAAAGCGCUUCUCCUCUAUUACGCAAUCAAUAUACUUUCAUAUGGAACUUAUUACUGACUUUCCGCAGAGCCACCGAAUGCGUUUCGGUCUAUUCUCAGGUAUUCCGGAGGAAUAA
This is a messenger RNA of Fusarium pseudograminearum CS3096, 681 nucleotides long. RefSeq lists its product as uncharacterized. The record is from RefSeq and is a predicted model, not a curated record. Gene Ontology annotation, biological process: intracellular sphingolipid homeostasis; ceramide metabolic process; negative regulation of ceramide biosynthetic process. The coding region runs from base 1 to 681 and encodes 226 amino acids. The transcript is spliced from 2 exons. Gene Ontology annotation, cellular component: endoplasmic reticulum membrane. NCBI's taxonomy places the organism in Eukaryota, Fungi, Ascomycota, Sordariomycetes, Hypocreales, Nectriaceae.